Eptesicus fuscus (big brown bat) is the source of this 826-nucleotide messenger RNA. It is a transcript of the gene TMEM208, whose product is annotated as transmembrane protein 208. Gene Ontology annotation, biological process: vacuolar protein processing. The record is from RefSeq and is a predicted model, not a curated record. Gene Ontology annotation, cellular component: intracellular membrane-bounded organelle. Bases 118 to 657 code for a protein of 179 amino acids. Lineage: Eukaryota; Metazoa; Chordata; Mammalia; Chiroptera; Vespertilionidae. The transcript is spliced from 6 exons.
CCCAGUUGUGACGAUUUGGGUCUGCACCGGAAGUGCCUGUGCUGCCGAUGUGGUACUUGGUGAUCGCGGUUUCAUUCGCUAUUCCUCGUUUCCCCGGCUGGGUGUUUGCGUCGCACCAUGGCGCCCAAGGGCAAAGUGGGGACAAGAGGGAAGAAGCAGAUAUUUGAAGAGAACAGAGAGACCCUGAAGUUCUACCUGCGGAUCAUACUGGGGGCCAAUGCCAUUUACUGUCUUGUGACCUUGACCUUCUUCUACUCAUCUGCCUCAUUUUGGGCCUGGGUGGCCCUGGGCUUUAGUCUGGCAGUAUAUGGGGCCAGCUACCACUCAAUGAGCUCCAUGGCACGGGCGGCCUUCUCUGAGGAUGGGGCCCUGAUGGAUGGUGGAAUGGACCUCAACAUGGAGCAGGGCAUGGCAGAUCUCCCUUCUAUCCACAGGCACCUUAAGGAUGUGAUCCUACUGACAGCCAUUGUGCAGGUGCUCAGCUGCUUUUCCCUCUACAUCUGGUCCUUCUGGCUCCUGGCUCCAGGACGGGCCCUUUACCUCCUGUGGGUGAAUGUGCUGGGCCCCUGGUUCACGGCAGACAGUGGUGCCCCAGCGCCGGAGCACAAUGAGAAAAGGCAGCGCCGGCAGGAACGGCGGCAGAUGAAACGAUUAUAGCCACUGACAUUGUGACUACUGGUUGCUGGGCGCUAGGUGGCUCUAUCAGGCUGCAUGGCCCCAUGCUAGGAGUAAUGAGGGCUUAGUCCAGGGGCCAAAAGCAGUCUAAGGCAUAGGAUUGUUGAAUAAAUGGCUUAGAAUGUGGCUAAUGGCUGUGUGAUGAUGAGGC